Messenger RNA from Macrosteles quadrilineatus (aster leafhopper), 504 nucleotides. RefSeq names its product insulin-like growth factor II. NCBI's taxonomy places the organism in Eukaryota, Metazoa, Arthropoda, Insecta, Hemiptera, Cicadellidae. The transcript has 4 exons. The record is from RefSeq and is a predicted model, not a curated record. Bases 42 to 296 code for a protein of 84 amino acids. Gene Ontology annotation, molecular function: hormone activity. Gene Ontology annotation, cellular component: extracellular region.
UCGAUGGACAGUCUUCUUUGAACCAGCUCUUCGAGAAGAAGAUGACUCGACCUGCAGUGUGGUUUUUGACUGCAUGCUGCAUUAUGAUUCUUGUCCAGAGUUCCCUACAAGCUUCGACCUUCAGGUUUUGCGGGAAAACAUUGGCUAGAACUUUGAAGUUAAUAUGUAAUAGGUUUGAACCUAUUGGAUCAGAGGAAACAUAUAACAUUGAGAGGCAAAAACGCAGCAUUAGCGAAGAAUGCUGCAUGAAGUAUUGUACAUUAGCCGACAUUAAAGCCUACUGUGUGCUUAGCUAAGCACAGACACAAGUCAAGUACAGUUGCAGUUAGGAAGUGAAGAUAUUGGAUUGGAGAACAGACGACAUAUUUCGAUGAUUCAUGUCGACCACUUGAUGUGGAUACCAGAUUUAAAAAUAUAAAAAUCUCUAGAAAUAAAAUCAAGGGAAACCUAAUCAACAUCUUGUGAGAAUAUUUACUGUAGAAAUAAAAAAUAUGUUGGUUCAUA